Molecule: messenger RNA, 1590 nt
Organism: Closterium sp. NIES-65
Lineage: Eukaryota; Viridiplantae; Streptophyta; Zygnematophyceae; Desmidiales; Closteriaceae
Source: the annotation of a GenBank genome assembly
AUGCAGCCAAUACAGCCGGUCGGCGAGUACGACCUACACCGAAUACCACCUGCCUCAGGUCCCGGCGCGGGACCCCCACAGCGCCCCGGGCAAUACCGCGGAGGAGGCCGACACCGAGGAUCGAACCCGGGAUCUCUCGGAGGCAUACCCGCUAUAGUGAUCCCCGGAGUCGGGCAACUACCUCCCAUCCCUCCGCACGCGGUUAAAUUCAUCCGCAAAUUUGGGCCGUUGAUCUUGAUCAUCACGCUGCUGUUCGCCGUGCAGUACCUUCUCCUGUCGAUCUACCUGAACGUGCGGCGAAUCAAAUCCGACGUGAAGGAACAGUGCGCGUCGCUCCAGGCGGAUCUGAAUCUGACGGCGUGGGGGCACAUGGAGGGCGUGCGCAACGAGAACUGGCGGCAGCACCGCAUGGUGGGACGUGGCACGUACGGAUUGGUCCAGUGGUCCGCGUAUCGGAUCCAAGAAGGCGUGGUGGUCGGGGUAGGGUUUGGCGCGACGCUGCUGCGGCCUCACAGGAAGGUAAGAGCAGGGGGGGUUGGGACCGGUGGAGGUGGAGCAGGGAAAGACGGGGUGACAAUACUGGGCGACCCAUCGCUGCACUACCCGCGGGACGAGCCGCACGAGCAGUACGAGACCAUCAUCAUCCGCUGCGACCUGCGCGGGAAAGUGGUUACCAACCUCGGCGGUUACCUCGUUGUCGGAAUCGACAACGAGCAUAUAAUCCUCUAUCGGGAGGAUCGGGACUCCCCGACCCACGCGCUGCUGUCCACGACCCACCCGUACCGAGCCUCUUUCUGCACGUACCCGAUUGCCGACCCUGUGGACGGGGCGCGGCUCCGGGAUUGGCUGCAUGUGCACCGGGCGUACGGAGCGGAGCACGUGGUUGGGUACGAUGCGGGCGGCGUGGACCGGGCGGCGCUGCGUGAAGUGAAGGAGUUUCUGGAUGAGAAGUUUCUGGAGGUGCUGCCGAUGAGGGAUGUCGUGCACUUCAGAGUGCAAGCGCAAGGCAAGCUCAUGGCGAUGCACGACUGUCUCUACCGCUCCACACUCACCUCCUCGUGGGUCUUAUUCCUGGACUGGGACGACAUUCUCCACAUCAUCUCGCCGCCCUCCCUCUCGGAGCUCCUCUCCCAGCAUCGCAACGUGCCCUGGCUGUCCUAUGGCUGCCAAGUCUGGGGCACCAAGCUGUGCAUGGGGACAAAGGUGAGCAGUCGCACCAAGGGCCUCAUGCCCCAGGAGCGCAUGCUGUGGCACUGGCCUCACUUCCUGUGCUCUGAGGGCGACCCUCCCGUGGAAGCCAACUUCUGCCCGGGGACCAGGGGACACCGAUACAUCAUGGCCAACACUGGCAAGGUGUUUUUGAUGGGGGAGAGCGAGGUAGUUGAUCCAAGAACAGGAGGCGUAGACCUGUCAGUGGAGUCGGUGCGGCACGAGCGGUUUGAGAACGUGCACAAGCGGGGCGCUGACAUGGACUGGUGCUCGGAGGUGUAUGGCGAGAAAGACACUGUUGAGUGGUGGGUGAAGGACGGGACCAUGCAGACCCGCCUGGAGGUGAUUCGCAAGAAGGUUUAUUCCAAGGAGAAGAGAUGA